This is a messenger RNA of Mesocricetus auratus (golden hamster), 1777 nucleotides long. It is a transcript of the gene Wdr5b, whose product is annotated as WD repeat domain 5B. The coding region runs from base 724 to 1713 and encodes 329 amino acids. The record is from RefSeq and is a predicted model, not a curated record. NCBI's taxonomy places the organism in Eukaryota, Metazoa, Chordata, Mammalia, Rodentia, Cricetidae. Gene Ontology annotation, molecular function: protein binding. The transcript has a single exon.
CGCCUGCCUGUGCUUUCCCGAGUGUUGGGAUUAAAGGGUGUGCCACCAUCGUCCGUAAAAUAAUUUUAAUCCGCUAGUUUUAUGAUCUUGUGUAUUCGCUCUGCUCCAGUACCCUAGUCAAAGGAAACAGACCUUGUAGUCACCACUCUCAGCACUGGAGGAGGGCGGGGGCAGAGGCCAACUAUGUGCACAGUUUUCCUUAAGUGCCCGCGGGCCGCGCCCCUUCCUGCACUCAAGCCUCUCAGCAAAAAGCCUGUUUCAGCUUCUGCGGGCUGGGUCCUGGAGGACCGGAAGCAAACGCUGGCCUCCUUCAGCGCAGGCGCCGACCGGCCGGUCCCAUUAGUGGAUGUGGACCAGCGCUGUGGCGCGUCCCCGGCUCCUCUUGAGCCCUCUUAGGUCCUGUUUUGAGUGGAGUUCUCAGUCCUCAGUCGCUCACUGUUCCCACAUAUUUUGGAGCUGGGAAGGACGUGGAUGAGGACGUUCUGUGCAGCCUCCCAACCCCCGCGGGAUGGCCUAGUCCUUUAACAGCACCAGGCAAGAGUACCGCUCUCAGAACCACUGUGAUCUGGUUCUCGGAUGCUACCGAAGAAAGCGAGCGGAGAGUGGUCCAAAUCUUGCUGCUGAUUCUGUGCCGACCCUAAAGACCGUGCGUUUUCGAACGGCAAGUUUCACCUUCUGUAAGGUUCCGGGCCAGACGCCUGCACAAACUGUAGAGCCCGAGCUAUGGCGACCGAGCAUACCCCAGCAGAGGGAGCACAGUUGGCCCUCUCCUCUGUCACCCUGCGGGAGGAAGAGCCGCAGAAACCCAACUAUGCUGUCAAACUUACACUUACGGGGCACUCGGCAGCCAUAUCAUCAGUUAAAUUUAGUCCUAACGGAGAAUGGCUAGCAAGUUCUGCUGCUGAUACACUAAUUAUAAUUUGGGGGGCAUAUGAUGGGAAAUGUAAGAAAACACUCUGUGGUCAUAAUCUGGAAAUAUCAGAUGUUGCCUGGUCUUCAGAUUCUAGGCGUCUGGUUUCUGCCUCAGACGAUAAGACUCUAAAGUUAUGGGAUGUGAGAACUGGAAAAUGUUUGAAAACACUGAAGGGACACAGCGAUUUCGUCUUCUGCUGUAAUUUCAACCCACCAUCCAACCUCAUUGUUUCAGGAUCGUUUGAUGAGAGUGUGAAAAUAUGGGAGGUGGAAACAGGAAAGUGCCUCAAGACGUUGUCUGCCCAUUCGGAUCCCAUUUCUGCUGUGCAUUUUAAUUGUAAUGGGUCCUUGAUAGUGUCGGGGAGCUAUGAUGGUCUUUGUAGAAUCUGGGAUGCUGCAUCAGGCCAGUGUUUAAAAACACUUGCUGAUGAUGGUAACCCUCCCGUGUCUUUUGUAAAAUUUUCUCCAAAUGGUAAAUAUAUUCUCACUGCAACUUUGGACAGUACUCUUAAACUGUGGGAUUACAGCAGAGGCAGAUGCCUGAAGACAUACACUGGCCAUAAGAAUGAGAAAUACUGCAUAUUUGCCAGUUUCUCUGUUACUGGUGGAAAGUGGGUUGUGUCUGGCUCAGAGGACAACAUGGUUUACAUCUGGAACCUUCAGACUAAAGAGAUUGUACAGAAGUUACAAGGUCACACAGAUGUUGUGAUCUCAGCAGCUUGUCACCCUACAGAAAACAUCAUUGCAUCAGCAGCAUUAGAAAAUGACAAAACAAUUAAACUAUGGAGGAGUGACUGCUAAAGUCUCUGGCAAUCACUGACUAGCGCUAAGUUAGAAGCAAAAUAAAAAGGAUGGUUUCUCUGAA